AAGCCUAUAGGGUUAAAUUCUUUGAAAUAAUGUCAUGCGAUUAGCUUGAAUAGGCUAUGGACGUGGGAGAGGUCGCGCAUUCGACCGGCAGGUGGCGGUAGCCUCAAAACAGUAGGACAGCGUUCAGACACCCUGCAACGGGACUGUGUUUUUCACGACAUUGUUUUUCCCCUUUUCUCACAUUAAUCACGGAUCUCCGACGGCAUUUUCGGCCUCAGAGGGCCGCAUCUACCAACCCUACUUCUCAACCGGUUGCUUACCUAUUCGCAGUCAAGACGAAUUAUGUAGUUUUUCUACUUGGUGUACAAUACAUUUGUUCCUGCCUUAUAUUUAAGAGGAAAGGAGCCCAAUGUGGGUGGAAGUGAGAUGGCAUCCAGAGAAAAACGACCCUUAGCGCCUUCAAAAUCAAAACAGAAGGCGAAUAAUGACUCUGGCUUGCCAUCUAAUGAGGUCAAAAGUAGAAAAGGCAAGUCUUUGACCAAUAUAAGGCAACAACAGCUUGCACGUGAUAUUUUUGAAGCGGUAGCAACGGGCAGUCAACUUCCUGCAAAAUUAGAGGCAAGUUUGCCAAGAAAGAAGGUUUUAAAGAACCUCAAACGUAAACAGAAAUUAAGAGUAACAAAAACUAAUUUCAUUAAGACAAAAGUUACCAAAAAAGUAGGAAGUAAAAAUUUAUGCAGGAUAAAUUCUGAUAUCAAGAAAGGUAUCAAAGCGAGAAAAGUUAAGUCAAUAGAAGAGAAAGUGGAAGAGGAGGAAGAAGAGGAGGAAGAAGAGGAAAAAUCUUCUGAUAUCAAUUUAAGAAUUACAGAAAAUCAUAUUAACGAUCUAGAAAAUAGCAAAACUGCUGAAAUAACCAACAAAAGUGCCAAGAUUAAUCUCAGGACCAAGAAAACCAAGUCCUUUACAAGAAUUAGUGGCGAGCAGGAUAACGAGGAUAAUUCGGAAAAAGAUCAAGACGCUCUUGUUAAUUCGAAUACAAAAAGUAAUACAAAGUAUAGUAAGAGGACUAAACCAGGUGAUACUGUGGACUCUUCCCCUAGAAGUGCCAAACUUUUAAAAAAUACAGGACUGAAAAAGAGUACGAUAAAGGAGAAAGAAAAUUAUACAAAAAUCAUAGAGGGAGAUAAAUAUCUGAAAGGUAAAAGAGGCACUAAAGAUACUGAUUCUCUUAAUAACAUCAAAACUAAUUCCGGCGUACAUAAAUUAUCUAAAUCUGUCUUAGAUAACAAGAGCUCUAUUGAUCUUACUAUCGACGAAGUUAUAGCUUCAAUGUUGAGUGAUUCAGAAGUAGAUAAUCAGCAAGGUAUUGUAGAAAAGGUAGAAGGAAAAAUAACUAGGAGUAGGAAAAUGUUGGUGGAUGAAAAUAUUAUUCCUGAAAGUGAAAUAAAGAAGGAACCCGAUUGUGAUGAUAGAAUUAUGUCGGAAGGAGAAUGUGGAGACAUUGAACAAGGAAAUCAUACUCAAACUACAAUUCAAUUAAGGAAGAGGUCAAAUGUUUUGUUAAGCCAAAGGAGUUUAAGAAAUGGAAAAUUGCGCCAACUUUCGGAUACAGUGGCUGCAAAUGAUGUAGAUGUUAAAAGACGACGUAGAUUAAAUUCAGAUGAUCCUGCUGCAUCUGAAACUUCGACAGAACAGAUUUCUGAUGGGAAUGUAGAUAUAGAAUCCUGUUUUUCUGAAUCUAGUGGUAAUUACUCUCAAAUAACUGCAAUAAAUAAAGAGGAAUGUAUAAUAAAAGAUGAUGCCUCUAAGAAUUAUGCCGAAAGUGAAACUGGUAUAGAAAUAGAAAACAACAAUAAUAGUGAGAGAGUAGAUAGAUUAAGUGAAAUAGGACCAACAUUACGUUCAAAGACAAAAGCCAGAAGUACGGAUAGUGAAACAAAAAUAGAUGAUAUCAAAGUUGAUGAUACACGUGUAGCAUCUAAAAAUGUAGAACUACCGGAAGAAAUAAAGAAAACCAGUAGUUUAGACCAAGUUAGGAAAGACACAAUUUUGUCAAAACUCACAGAUAGGUCUAAAGGUCGAAGGAAUAGUUUAAAUAUAGAUAUGAGGAAAACAGUAAAUUCUUUUUAUGGAACAGAGAAAUCUGAUGGCAAUCCAAAGUCACAAAUAGAUCAGAUGAUAGAGAAUAUAAAAUUAACAAUUGCAAAAUCAAUUGAAAGUAAAAUAUUUGGUCCAGAAAAGAAUCUUGGAUUGAGUAAAAAUUUUGAAAUUCCAAAGAUUGAGGAAAUCAUUGCACCGUUAAGUACUGAAUCUCAGAAGUUGGGUUUGGAAGAGAAUACUGAUGAAGAUAAACCCAAUGCAUCUAAGAAUGAGAGUAAAUCUGAAAGUUCUGAGAACUCAGUACCGAAAGUGGCUGAUACUGCCAAAGAGAUUGAGAAACUAGUCAUGGGUGACAUUGAAUUGGUUGAAACUCAAUCACAAAACACUCAAGAUAGGGAGACUCCUAAUAUUGAAGCAGUCAAUAAAAUUCACAAUUCUCAUGAACCCUCACAUGCUACAGUUAGUAAAGAAAUAAAUAAAUGUAAAGAUAUUAAAGAAAGUACUGAACCUGAUCAGGAUUCAAAUAUUACAUCUAAGAUAGAAGAACGAAUAGAAGAUAUUGAAAGUCAAUCGGUAGAUAAUAACAAGAAAAUAUCUCCUUUAUUGAGAAAAUCAGGGAAUUCAAAUGAUAAAAAUUCUCAAGAUAACAUUGAAGAGUCUGAAGUUGAAAAGAAAUUGGCAACCACAUCGGAUGAAUUAUUGCAUGAUUCUCUUAAGGAAUCUGUUAUAGAAAAAACUGAUGAACAUGCAAAUGAAGUUACUAAUGAGUCUACUACAAAUUUAUUACCUUCUACAGAAAUAAACGAAUCAGUAGAUGUACAAAGUACAAUUAUAGAAGUAAAUAAUGAAAUGGAUAAGACAAAUGUACCUCAAGUAGAAAGUUUAGGUAGUGCUCAUUGUUCAGAGGAGUCAGAAACCUUAGAAAGUAUUUAUUCUGAUGUUGAAAGAUUAGUGAAAGGGGAUGAACUAACAGGUUUAUCCGAUACGGUAGAGAAUAUAGAAGCAACAGGUGAAGAUGUAAAAUUAAAUGAUACAUGUAAUAAUAUUGCUGAAGAUGAAGAAAGUUCUCUUGUUGAAAUGGAUGAACAUUCUACAUCAAAAUUUACUACUAAUAAAGUAGAAGAAGCACUGACUGGUCAAGAUAUAGAUCAUUUAUCAAAUGAAAUUAACAAGCAAGACAAAGUUCAUAAUAUCAAUGAGAAUGUUGAGGUACCUACUGUUUCCUCUGAAUCAAUGCAAAAUCAGAAACAUGACAGAAACAAUUCUCAUGCAACGCCAGCCAUAAAUAGUGACUUAAAUUCAAUAUGCACCUCCACCAAAUCUCCAGUAUGUAUUUCAAAGGAAAUAAAUGAUUCUAUCAAGGAUGCUAAUCACGAUAAAGAAGAUAAUAAACAUCAAAAUUUUGAUACAUUAGUAGCCUCAAAUGAAAAUACCGUCGAUAAGAAAGUAGAUAAUUCACUGAAUACAGUUGUUGAUGAAAAAGGUAAUAAAUUAACAUCAGAAAAAAGUACAGAUGAACCCAAAGUUACAAAUGAAGAAAAUAAAAGAGUUUUAAGGGUUCGUGAUAAACAAAAGAAAGUGGAGAAAAGACCAACUUCUUGCAACAGAGAACAUGAAAAUACAUCAAAAUCUAGUACAGGAAGUGAUUGCCAAACAACAGAAGAAUUGAAUGGACAAAAUGAUAAUAAACAAAAUUUUGAACAGAAAGCUAGUACUGAAACUAUCUGUAACACUCCUGAAACAGACAUAUCUCAAAAUAGCACCAUGGAGUUUGAAACUAGUGAUGUUUCCGAGCCUCAUACUCGUACUAGACGUGGUAGAGAAGUGAAAAAACGUAAGGAAGAUCAGCAGUUAAAUAAUACGUUGAAAAAUAAACGAACCAAACGAGAUAUCAGAAAGUCUGACCAACAAAAGGAAGAAACAUUGCUUGACAAUGAAGUCGCCAAGAUAAAUGAAAACAACAGAUCAUUCCUUAAUGAUUAUGACAAUCUUGCUAAAUGUUCUGAUAGUUUUAGAGGUUUCUCUGAAGGUGGCCGUGAUAGCUUAGACAAAAUUCAAAAUAACAAUGACAAUUUACGUAGUAAAUCAGAAAAUGAUUUAGUAAUUCCAAAUGAACCAAAUAGAACAGAAAAAGAAGGACGACUUUCGAGUCAUAUCGCAGACAAUGAUUUAUCAAAAGAAGGAAGUAAUAUGAAUUUGUUGGAUGAUUGUAAAUCUAUUAAAAUGGGAGAAACUUCUUCUCAAAAAGAUUUAGAUGAGACAUCUACUUCGGAUGAAUCAUCUAGUAGUGUUAAUAUUACUGCGAAAAUUUUAGAAACGCCGGAGGAUAAAGCUAAAAAAGAAUCUAUUUUGAGAUUAUUGGGUUUGGAAUCGUUGGAAAAAGCUGCAGAGAGAUUAAAUCAUCAGAAAGCGAGGAAGGAACAAUAUACAGGUACAUUGAAAACUGUGAUUCGUGUACAGAAGGAAAAAGAAAAAGACAAAAAACGAUCGAGAUCUCCUUUGAAAAUGGUUUUGAAGCAAGGACGCACCGACGGGGAAGGAGAUUCGCCUGAAUUUUACACCAUACAAAAGGAGUUUGGAACCAGUGGUUUGGGAGAUAGCAGCUCUGGUGCGAACCGAAAGUUCACUACUAACCACAGACACUCUUGCGAUGAAGAUAACGAAGAAGCUCCGCCGAAGGAUCGUCAGUCUCUUGUCAUUCCUGAGAAAUCAUCUUCUUUUUCUAUUCAUCCAGGACGAUUAUGUGCGGACGUAUGUUGUUAUUGUUUUGGAAAAUUUGGUUCUUUGGAUACACCUAUGCACUUGGCACAAAUGAAAUCGGAUGAAAGACGAAAGAAGAUAUUGAAUAUAGAAAGACACCUUACCAAGGAUUCUUGUCUGUGUGACGCGUGUUAUCGUCAUGUAGAUAGAAAGGCGAACACUAGUCCAACGAACAUGCAAACAAAGCCACAAAAGCAACAUCGUCAAUUGAUGGUAUCGAAAUGUUCAGCCCGUGAUUGUAGAGAUCCAGCACGUCAUCAUGUUAAGCGACGUUGGUUACUUAAAAUUAAGGCUGGACUUCAAAAUCAGGUUGAUAUUGAUUGGGAAUCGAGUCAACACACGUCUAUGUCAUUCUGUGUCAUUCAUUACGGUAAAAUCGAAAGGUUUUUGACCUGUGCACUUUGUAAUCGGAGAUUGGCUAGAAAUCAUACGCAUCAGUUAUCAAACGCUGAAACUAUAGAAUUAAAUCAACGACUCUCACAACAGGCGAUACCUGUUUCACUUGCUGCGGGCACUUUUGUUUGCAAGUUGUGUCGGUAUUUCACACAGUUGCAAAUUAAAUACAAGGAUCCUGAAAAUAUGAAUAUGAAUCAUAGAUCUUUCUUUAAGAGCUAUCGAAAAAGGAUCUUACAUUAUCACGAUAUUGAGGUACUCGAGAAUGAGGACGAUGAUUCUAAUAGUCAAUCGAAAGACAAGGAUAAACGUAAAAAGGCUAAAUGUACACCGGCUAAGAAUGGCAGUUCGAAAUCGCCAGACGUCACGGCAAAUUCAGCCUCGGAUAAGUCGACCCCCGAAUCUAUUAAAAAUGAGGGUACAAAUUCUGAACCGGACAAUGACAAUCGUUCUGUUAAAAUUAAUACGAACGAUCCCAUUCCUACAGACGUUCAAUUCAUUGGCGUUGAGGGUACCGUAGAAAAAUUGAAGAAAAGAAAAAUACUCGAAGUGAAUAAUUAUACGUCAGACGGUACGACAACGCCUUGCGAUGGUUCGAACGAAGUCGUAGAGAUUCUUGCUAUGGACAAGGAAGUAACUUUGACGAAGUUACCGAAAAGGGCAAGAACGAACAACGACAUAACCCCUGUCGUACAACGACUCGGAGCUAAUCCAUCUAUAAGCGUCCGUACUCUUUUCCCAGGCGAAGAAGAAAUGAAUCUUCAUGCCAACAUAGAGUUUACCAAUGUCCGUGAGAUAACGCCUCAGGGUUGGGAAAAAUGUGCGACGAUGAUUCAAUAUGACAGAGACACGAAACUUUUAUGGCAAGAAUUACAAAGACCAUACGGUAAUCAAAGUUCUUUCCUGAGACAUUUAAUACUUUUGGAAAAGUAUUAUAGGGCAGGAGAUUUGAUAUUGGCGCCUAACGCAUCGCGUAAUGCGAUAAAUUAUUCUACGUCGGUUCAAAACAGAUUGAUAUCGUACGAGGGCCCUGAAAAAAUGGACGAACCGAUAAUGGAACCGAUAUCCUCCGAAUUUAAUAAUUCUCGUCGUUUGAGCGGAGGAUACGUACUCGAAAGGGACAGACUCUCGUUACCCACAGGAAGUUGUAAUGCGAAGUCACCGGCGAUACAAUUAACGGCAAAGGGAAGUCCACCGCGUGUUCUCAAAUUAAAUCCGGGUGUAUCAAUUAUAAAAAAACCGCCUCCUAGUUUGCAGCGACUUAAUUUACCGUCUACCAGUUCGGCCAAUGGAAAUAUCAAACGUAAAGAUAACUCGAAAUUGCCGAUGUCCUCCGGCGGUAAAGUGUUCCAGUUAAGCGAACCGGAUUUUAAACGGCUGCAACAUCUUAAGAAACAGAAACAAAUGUUUAGUGAGAAACAGUGCGUAAGUCCUACGGGUGUAUCGGGUAAUCCAAAUUCACCGCCGAAUUUCAAAUCUACGACGACGCAAUAUCAAAAAGCACAGCUGGCCGCUCAAACCCAAUUCCAAAAGCACUUGAGAAUGCAACAGGAAAUGUUGAAUCGUCAAAGUAGAGGUGAUUUCGAGCCGCUUAUAUGUGACAUACGUUUGUCGAAUGAGAACAGUCCUACCCAAAAUCUAUUACAUAAUCUUAAUCUGCCAAAGUCUAUACAAGUGACUACAAAGCCAUCUAAUCCAAUUCCAAUUUUGCCAAAAAUUCCAAAGUCAUUGACGGUAAUACCACAAACUGUAACGAGACCAACCGAGAAAUGAAAGCCGAGAAAGCGGGGGAAAAGUAAGUAAAUAUAAACGCCUUCUUUAAUAGAAAACUUGUCCCCGUCUCGCUGGGCCCGUCCGUACGUAAACACACUCUCUCCACAUAAAUAGAUUCGUUCAAGAGGUCUCUUUGGAUAAAACGUGAAUAAGGAUCUUACGAAUGUCCUUGUUUUUCUAAGAUUCCUAGACGAGGUUACAAAGAUAUUGGAGACGGACAAAGUUGUUUGCAGGCAAAUAGUAAUAGCAUGCUUUAUAUAAAUGCGUUGAGAAUGACGCAUUUUUAUCUUCGAGCUACGAUAACUCGAAUAAUAAAUGAGAAUACACGAUUUUACACACUAUAUUACUUAAGAGACGAGAAAGAAUAAAUUAUAUAGACGUGAUGAUAUACAUCGUCAAUCGUGAAUUAAAUAGAAAUAUACACAGAGUAUGUAUAUAGUAAUCGUGCGCAAAUUGAAGAAGGAGAAAAGGAAGAGAAACAGAGAGAGAGAAAGAAGAGAGAGAGAGAGAGAGAGAGAGAGAGAGAGAGGAGAGGUAGAGUGAUAGAGAGAAAAAAAAUAUAAGAUAUUUCGAUUCUAAAGAUUUAUCCCAUCAACCAAAGUUUUUCUCAUCUGUAAAGACAAAUUUAGCGGGACAUGCAAAUUUUGUUUGAUUUCCCACUAUGAGAAGUGCCUAUAUAUAAAUGACACAAAUGGAGUCGUUAGUUUUUAUCGGUAUACGAUGUGCAUUAAAUAAUAAUGAUCAAUGAACAAUACGAACAAUGAUGAUACGAAAAGAAUUCCGACGACCUUGUGCUUUUGGGUUAUUAUAAACCUGUUACGUAUCGCUCUUUAUUUCAUUACUUGUGUGUAAAAGUUUAACGAAUAAUAGGUAGCAUACAUUCUAUAUACCGGUUCAGAACAUAAAGGUCUCUGCCUCUUGUGUCGUUCGAAUAGAUUCAAAUAGAUCAAUAUAGAUCGUUAUUGAAUAAAUCGAAUAAUCUUAUAGAAUGAGAUCGAACGAUCAAUGAUGAUGCUAGCCGAUUUCAUUAUAUCUUUCUUUUGAAAGAAUUAUAUAUUUUAAGUUCGACAUGAUAGCAUACUUUUAUCCUAGACGAAAUGUUCUUGGGGUGGUAUGGUGGAAAGCCUUUAUCGUUCCGAACCGAAAAAACUGUGUAUUGUAAUGUUGGCCUGUUCGCCCAUGUAGCGAUCGCAAUGACGAUGAUAAUGAUGAUGGUCAUGAUGGUGAUGACGGUAACGAUUAUGAUUAUAAUUAUUAUGAUGAUGAUGAUGAUGAUGAUGAUGAUGAUGAUGAUGAUGAUGAUGAUGAUGAUGAUGAUGAUGCUGAUGAUGAUGAUUUGUAAUUAUUAUAUGGACGAAUGUUAUACGUGUGAAAUAGAAUGUAUACUUUGAGCUUAUUUAUUACGUUACUACAUUAUCGCAUUGUAUAUAUAUUGAAUAAUUAUUUUAGUUUUUAACUUCAUAUAUAUUAAGCCGAUAACGAUCACCAUUACGACUUAUAAAAAAAAACGCGUUGUGUAUGAUUCCUUAAUGUAGCCUUUUGGCGUACGCGCAGUAAUGAACAGGAAAAACAAAACAACAAAAACAACAACAAAUAACAAAAUGGGGUCAGAAUUCGUACGAACUUUUUUUUUCUACGUUUUCUUUGUCGCCACGUGAAAUAUUAAUAUUAAUCGACGAGUGUCUCUACUCCUAAUAACGACUUUAUUUGCGUUUUUGCAAAUUCAUGCUGUACGAUAAAGAAGUAUCUCUUCCACGAUUCGAAUUUUGUCGAGGACCGACUAAAUGCAUUAUAAUUUUUCUUUUCUU
Messenger RNA from Vespa mandarinia (Asian giant hornet), 8774 nucleotides. It is a transcript of the gene east, whose product is annotated as enhanced adult sensory threshold. NCBI's taxonomy places the organism in Eukaryota, Metazoa, Arthropoda, Insecta, Hymenoptera, Vespidae. The record is from RefSeq and is a predicted model, not a curated record. Gene Ontology annotation, cellular component: nucleus.